GCGGAUUGACUUCAGCUUUUCAGAACUAAAUACUAUGCAAUUCAAUCUCAAAAUGGCACUUUUUAAGCAUUUGCUUCUAAAGAAGCAGCCUAACUAUGUUAUGCCGUUUUUUCGCUCGUGUACGGGUGYAAUUAGGACUGGCUUUGGCAAGUCUUUUUCAACGCAUUUUACCCUGCUAUCUCAGACUGAAAUAUCGGGUUCGGCUUUUCAAAGUGCAAGGAAAACCCAAUUUGCGAAUAAUUUAGUGUCUACGAUAUCAAAUCAAGUAAAAGAUUGUUUGAAAGGCAAARUAUCUCAGGAAUACGUCCUUAACAAUUUCUCAAGAUACAAGAGAAAUAAKGAACUUUCUGACGGUGAUGCUGUGAGAAUUCUUUUUCGACUUGCAAAGACGCAGCAUCCUUUUUGGAAAAGCAACGAAGAAGCUGUGGCAAAAUUCUAUAAARUUCUCAUGGACGACAUCAUUGAUAACAGAGAUCAACUGAAACCUUUUCAAAUAGCUGAUGUGCUCUGGUCUCUUGGAAAGCUUGGUAGCAUUGACUCAGAUCUGUUUGAUAAAUUUGGAAGGUUGAUUCAAAGUAUAAAGGACUUUAGUGACUUUUCAAAUGGAGAUUUAGCAAUGAUUUUAUGGGCACAUGGCAAAGCAAAUAUAUCAGCACCUGUAGUAUUCAUUAUUAUUCAGAAGGYGAUUCUCGAACGUGGAUUUGAAAGCUUCACAACAAAAGAAAUUUGCCAAAUCGUCUGGUCAUUUGCUCGAGCUUCAACAAGAACUGCAAAGCUUUUUGCAUCAGCCAGAGAAACAAUUCAAGGAAGGGAUAUUACAGAGUUCAGUAACCAUGAUAUAAUUAUGCUUCUAUGGGCUUAUUCAGAGAAGGGCAAAAAUGUGAACCUCUUCUUUAGGUUCUUUAAACUGGAGCUUCUCAAUGGCAUCCGACUGGCUCAAUGCAGUGCCAAGGAUCUUUCCCUCAUACUAUGGUCUUUUGCAAACCAAGGGAUCCAAGCACAGGAUCUAUUUGCUUCAAUAGAGAAGGAAUUACUGACAAAAUCAAGUAUAGAAUUGGAUGAUCAAAGCCWAGUGGUUAUUGCAUGGUCGUUUGCACAAACAGAGAACAAAAGYCCUAGACUUUACAAGUUUAUUGAAGCACAAAUGAAGGAAAAGAAGCUGUCAAAGUGGCCAUUAAACAGGCUUGUACGCAUUAUGUGGGCUUUUACAAAAUCAGGCUUUUUAAGUGGAAAWGCUCUUAAUAAUAUCACAACUGCCAUGGUUGACAAGGAUUUCAGUAWGCUGUCACAAACUGAGAUUGAGGAGAUGGUUUCCAUUUUUCAGUAUUGUAAGCGAAAAAUCUCUCCUAAACUUGUUUCUCUAGUUGAACUAGAACUGAUGAGAAGAGCAGGAGAACCAACAACUGAUGACUGACUUGCAUUUUCAUAAAUGGGAAAGGGGAUGGUUGAAUUUUAGUAAAUCACCAGCCUGGUAUUUUUGGGGCAUCUAAAUUGUUUGGUCCAUAAUUUCAGCUGAAAACUCCAUCAACAAUUAAAUAUGUUGAAAAAUGGAGAUUCCCUUUACUUUUUUUCUAAAAUUUUAUAACAAUUACAUGUAUUACAUGCUUUGAUAUUCUCGUACACAGAUUGUUCUCAUUGCCAAAUUUCAAACCUUGGGGGACUGGGCAAAAUCUCCCUAAUUAGAUAAUCAUGUACAGAUGUGUCUGAGUUUUGACCGUUUUUUUGGACACAUUCAUUUCUUUGGAAAUUUUAGAAUAUUUCAAAGGCUGUUUCUUGCACACUAUUGUACUGAUUGUCAUCAAAUUUUGGAAUUUUGCAUUUCUCAACAAGGGCUUUCUGUCUAUGUAUGUCUUAUUUCUUGAUUAUCUAAUUUAGGGAUUCAUCCUCGGGAACCCAGUGGUAAUCUUCUGUCGUUCGU
Messenger RNA from Exaiptasia diaphana, 1918 nucleotides. RefSeq lists its product as uncharacterized. Gene Ontology annotation, cellular component: ribonucleoprotein granule; mitochondrial matrix. Lineage: Eukaryota; Metazoa; Cnidaria; Anthozoa; Actiniaria; Aiptasiidae. The coding region runs from base 35 to 1414 and encodes 459 amino acids. The record is from RefSeq and is a predicted model, not a curated record. Gene Ontology annotation, biological process: mitochondrial RNA processing; regulation of mitochondrial mRNA stability. The transcript has a single exon. Gene Ontology annotation, molecular function: RNA binding.